UUCCUCCGCUUUGAACCUGUUUCUGCUUCUCCCGUAGUUUGUAUUUUGUGUUGUUUUUUUUUUUCGCCUAACCGCCACCGGAUGACGCAUUUGCUGUGGUAGGUUCCGUUGAGGCCGUGUAUGGGCCACUUUUACGGUCGCUUCGUGAUCGUGAUCAUUCAUCGAAAUGUAAAUAUUUACCUGGUUGUAACAGUUUCGUGUUUGCUGAUUGUGCUCACUAGCUCGCGACCGGUCCCGGCUUGGAGUGGAAUGGUUAAGCAACGCUGGGUUGAGUUGCUUGUUGGUUGAUAAAGUAGAAUUGCUUUUUUUUAAACCAUUCUUGCUGCUGGUAGGAUGUUUUAUGUUACUUUCAAUUGUCUACAGCUGCUUUUUUCAAUAUUUUGUGAUAUUGCUACAUGUGAGCAAUAUUCAUAAUUUUAAGAGAAUUGUAUAUAUUUCCGACAUUUAUCACUUUUCUCAAUAGAGUGUGAUAAAAAAGCACAACUAAUGUGCAUUAAUAAAUCUUCGUGAUGAAGUGGUUGAUCCGCGGUUAUGCUCUUUUAACCACACAAACCAACACGCACACACAUCACUACCGCCAAUCCAUAGCAGGUGGCAACUUGACCGUAUGUCCGUGACCGUGGGUGUGUUGAAGGAUGUUUCACUCUAAACUGUAAAAGAAACGAAUACAAAAAAACAGCCCGUCUUUCAUAACAUUCCCGGCUCAGCAUGGGUGGAAAUGGGUAUGGAAUUUCCCCAAAGUGCAGAGGUAUUCUUUUUUUUUUGUGGGGCGUGUGGAACACAACAUCAGCCAGCCAGCCAGCUAAAGGGCAGGUCAGUAAAGCGUGCACUCUGAGUGAAAGCAGACGGCAAUUUAUCGGUGGAAAGAGCGAUUCACUUUUCACAUUUCACACGCGAAACCAACUUCGUUGCAUAGAGGAAUGUAAUCCCCCGCGUGCAUUAGUUGUGAGCAGCAUAUCGGCAGUGUUGCACUGAUCGUGAUUGCCCUUUCGCGAUCGCGUUUAAGCCACAGAGCUGUGUGCGUGCAUCUUGAUAUCGAGGCAGCAAACACUUCGGCGCCGAGUUUUCCGAGCGGUAGUGGGGCAAUAGUGCAAUCAAGCUAGGAAACAAACUAUCAUCAUAGGAGCACGUGAGUUUGCGAAUUCACUCUCGCAAACGGUCGUCAGCUUCCUUCGCUGCUGUGUGCUGUGAAUGUACUCCGUCAUCAUCAUCACCAUCAUCAUCAGGUCGAUUCGCGUCCACUGACUUCUCAUAUAGCAUAAAGCGGGCACAAAAAGCCAGCCAGACACAUGAUAUUCUAUUCUUUGGGUUCGGUUACCGGUGGGUGAUUGAGGGUUCAGUAUGUUAGUUGGUUAGUUGGCGUAGUUCGUUCGGGGUUGCUCUAGCGACGCGACAUCGUCAGUCACACAGUGGGCCGUGCGUGCUCGUUGCCAAAUAAGCACACUAGGGACGACAACAACAACAGAGUACGGUGUUUUAUUAGACGGUCGAAACCUUGAACCGUUCGCAGGGACGAUGGAAUAUUAAUAUUAGAGUGUUAGUGUGUGUUCGUCGGGUUGUUUGUGUUGUGUGGUGUACGCCUGACUUGGCGGCAUUGAUUAGAUAUUGAUUGCGGAAACUUAUUGCUUCGGAAUUAGUUCGGAACAGUCUUAUCAAUAUCAUCUAACAUACACGACCACACAGGCGCUUAGUGGAUUAGAAUUAUAAAACUACGACGUAUGUUGUGUACGAUUUGCAAAGGGAUUGCUUCAUGUUAGUGAGGCAGAUGCGGUGAAAAGUGCAUUAUUGUGCUGUUGUAUAAGAUGGUGAUUGGAGAGAAACACUUUCGCUGUCCUAUAUGAGCAUUGUGAGGACGAGUUUUGCCUGGCGAGAGGCUUACGAUCAAGGGGAAACAAUACUGUUCGUUGUUAUCUCCAGUCGCGAUUAGCCAGUAAAAUGAUAAGAAAGUAAAACUAUCUCUAAUAGCCCGUAGUGUCGAUGGUCGUUAUAAUUCCAAUUAAAUCCUUUCGAAACGAUAACCAAAUUUAGUUCUGUUUGAACGGUCUAAUCUAUGCUGCGUAGCGACUCUUUGUAUGAGUAAUGUUGCCCUUUUCUUAUCGUAAAACGCCUCUAGUACGACGAACUAUGAACCAGCCAGAAUCGUUACCAAUCGUUGUUCAAACCGUGGCAAAUCAUUUACUCUUGGCAGCCAACAAAUACCAAACAGCAUACGUGUGUGACCCCGAACCAGCUGUUCGUUCAAUCAUCUCCCUUGUACGCCAUGGAGGAAUGUGCGAAUGUCGACUCGCUUGAACUGUGAACCAAACGGUCUGGAGUUGCUUCUACCUUUUUUGUCUCCUUUUCCUGUGGAAACGACCGCGCUAGGGAAAAUGUUCACAAAAAACACACACACAAAGAACAUCUUGGCCACGGAUGUCCGUUAGGGUGACCGUUUGAUGGUGGAACAUUAAGUGGUAAUAGUACACCACUCGCGCCGCUGCAAAGGAAUGUUUUAGGUGAUAUUUUUGUCAACGGCGAGUGUUUGCGUUUAGCCGCUGCCGUUUUGUUGUUUGUAUGGUGUGGGUGGGCAGUGGUUUAAAGGCGACAAACCAAACAGCUCUCCACCUAACACAGAUCAUUCACACAUCGAACUCAUUAAGAGUGGACACAAGCGCAGGCGUCGUUGUGAGGAAUCGUGUACGUUGAUCGCAUUUCACCGCGAGCAGAAUUUGUGCACGGGGCGGCUGUGUUGGUGAUGGCGAUGACGAUGAGCUCGAUCUGCUGCUGUGUGUUGCUGCACAUCUUCCCCGCGCAUGAAAGAGCAUUGCCACCGCCGCCUCUGCCGCGAUCUCAGUGCUGUUGAGUGAAAGAUCGCCAUGCUCACGUGCACUACGAUGGGGCUCGUAAAUGAGCGCGCGAAGGGACAACUGCAGUGCGCACAGCAAUGACAAUUCAAUUGUUUCACUGUGCGGUAUGAUUGUUUCUUUUUAGUUUGAAAUUGGCCCUUUUUUGUAUCAACUAGGCGAAAGAACUGAAGGUGAAAACGGUUGCAAAGAUUUUAAAUGCACUUUUCAAGAUUGCAUCAAGCAUCCCCAGAGCACGGCACGUGUGGUGAUUGUGACGCGUUGUGGUAGAGCGCAGCUCGAGCCGCGUUUGGUCUGUGUGUGAGAAGCGCAAUCGGUGUGAGAAAAUCUAGUGUGCUGCGGGGCGCUCUCGCGCGAAAUUCAAAUACCGACACUUUUUGCUCCUGCGCUCGAGAGAGCGCGAUCUCAUCGCGCGCGCACCCGCCUCGGCCGGCGAAACAACAAUGCAUUUACAUCCGAGCUGCUCACAAUCGAACCUCUGCCUGAACUCGCCACUCUAUCGCAACUUCAACCAUCCGGCCACGGCGACACCGGCGACAGUGCUCAGGGUUAGUCCACAGCCGGUACCGAAGGUACGUACCAGUCGGUCGCACUCGUCGUCGUCCGCGCUCGGUGGCGGCGGUGGUCUCGGCGGUGCAUCCGGCGUUGGAGACUUCUGGACCGGUGGCAGUGCGCAUCCGAACAGCUGCAGUGUCAACACGGGACUGCUCAGUGGUCUCGGUGCAGCGGGCGCCAGCUUUCACGGGGGCGCUGCGUCAUCACUCUUCGCCCAGGAAGCGUUUCGACGAUCCAACCUAAGCACAAUGUCACAAACCGGCGAUGAUCUGCACACACCCAACUAUCUGUCCUGGCGAAAGCUACAGCUGAGCCGUGCGAAACUAAAAGCUUCCAGUAAAACGUCCGCCCUGCUGUCUGGAUUUGCCAUGGUCGCUAUGGUUGAGGUGCAGCUGGAUGAAAAUACCAAAGUGCCAUCGGCAAUGCUGAUAGCGUUCGCCGUGUGCACCACGCUCCUGGUGGCGGUGCACAUGCUGGCGCUCAUGAUCAGCACCUGCAUCUUGCCCAACAUCGAGACGGUGUGCAACCUGCACAGUAUCUCGCUCGUACAUGAAUCGCCCCACGAGCGGCUGCACUGGUACAUCGAGACGGCGUGGGCCUUCUCUACCCUGCUCGGCCUAAUCCUCUUUCUGCUCGAGAUCGCCAUCCUGUGUUGGGUGAAGUUUUACGAUCUCAACACGACGGCCGCCUGGUCGGCCUGCAUAGUGCUCAUUCCAGUGCUGGUGAUCUUCGUGGCGUUCGCGCUCCACUUUUACCGCUCGCUCAUGAUGCACAAGUACGAGGUGACCGUGUCCGGCAUUCGGGAGUUGGAGAUACUCAAGGAGCAGAUGGAGCAGGACCAUUUCGAUCAGCAGCAGCACCAUCACGGGAUACUGCACCCGUCCGGGCUGCAGAUCGUGUGAUGCAAAGCCAUCGACUUCCAUAACCACUUUUAUAUUUUUACAAAUUACACCAACUGUGAUUUCAUGCUUCAACAUAAACCUUAAUUGUGAACCUCGAUUGGAUAGGAUCUGGUUUGUUUGUUUGAUUUUUUAUUUUUCUCUAUUCCUUUCCUUUAACUGUUUCCUUUGUAGUAGGUCCCUUUUCUCACAAUACCUCCCUAUCCGCGAUAGCUUCUAGUGAUGAGAAACUAUGUCUAGUGUAAUAAUCGAUUUAUUUUAUUUCCCUUUCGCACCCAACAUAACUGUAUCACACACAAAAAAGACAUCGAGUAGAGAAAGAGAGAAAAACUAUUGUUACUUACCCUUUAACGAUCACGAGUAGACAACUAAUUUAAUUGCUAACGAGAAAUGUAUGACGAGCAUGUGAACCGUUGCCGGUCAGAUUUAUGCAAAUAAAUCACAAAUUAUAAUCGAA
This is a messenger RNA of Anopheles merus, 4754 nucleotides long. It is a transcript of the gene Orai, whose product is annotated as calcium release-activated calcium channel protein 1. The transcript has 3 exons. Gene Ontology annotation, biological process: store-operated calcium entry. NCBI's taxonomy places the organism in Eukaryota, Metazoa, Arthropoda, Insecta, Diptera, Culicidae. Bases 3287 to 4300 code for a protein of 337 amino acids. Gene Ontology annotation, molecular function: store-operated calcium channel activity. Gene Ontology annotation, cellular component: membrane. The record is from RefSeq and is a predicted model, not a curated record.